AUGAGAACUGCUUCUAAUUUUACCUCAGGACACUUGUCAUUGACCUUGUUCAAACUCACAUUGCUGCAAGUGGACUUAGCUAAAGGGUCCCAGAGGAAGCAGCUUCGGAGCAACACCUCCUACACACCCAAGGAAGAAGGUCUGCAGUGGGUUCCUGCCCUCCAGCACCCUUCAGUUCCUCUUUUGCUUUCUCCGCCAUCAUCCCUACUGCGUGGUUAUCCUUCUGCAGACCCCCUGGUGUCCUACAGCCACAGAGACCCAGUUACACUGUCAGCAGUAUCAUUGAAGUAUGGUUCUUUACAUGGUCACUUCUCUGACUUAGUCCACCUGUACCAAGAUGGUAAAGACAAGAAAGACAUGCAGAUGCCAGCCUAUCAAGGGAGAACAGAGCUGGUGAAGGACUUCAUUGUAGAAGGGUUUGUGUUCCUGAGGUUGCAGAAAGUCUCUCCCUCAGAUGCUGGCCUGUGUGGGUUCUGGUUCUGCUCCCAGAUCUUGACCUGAUCUUUCUCACUCCUCCUGCCUCUCCCAGGAUUUGGUUCAGACCCUUACAUCUCCCUUAAGGGCUUCAAGGAAGGAAGCAUUCAGCUGAGAUGCAGCUCUAGUGGCUGGUACCCCAAGCCUACGGUCCAGUGGAGAGACCACCAGGGUCAAUGCCUGCCUCCAGAAUCUGAAGCAAUUGUACAGAAUGCCCAAGGCCUGUUCAGUCUUGAAACAUCUGUGGUUGUCCGAAAGGGAGCCCAUAGCAAUGUGUCCUGUUCAAUCCAGAACUCCUUGCUGGUCCAGAAGAAAGAGUUUGUGGUGCAGAUAGCAGACAUAUUUUUACUGGGACCUUCCCCCUGGAAGAAACCUUUCCUUGGGACCCUGGUGGCACUGCCACUCCUCCUGGCCCUCCUUUCAUCGCUGGCACUGUACUACAUUCACAAGCAGCGGCAGUCCCAAGCAAAGCUAAAGAAGCAGGCAGAGAAGGACCAAGGAAAACUGACUGCACAGCUUGAGAAGCUUCAGACAGAGCUUGACUGGAGAAGGAGUGAAGGCCAGGCUGAGUGGAGAGGAGCCCAACAAUAUGCAGUGGACGUGACCCUGGAUCCAGCCACCGCGCAUCCCAGCCUGGAGGUCUCUGAGGAUGGCAAGAGCGUGUGGUCGUGCCGGGGGUCGCCGAGCCUGGCAGCCUGCGAUCCUCAGCGGUUCUUGGGGCAGACGUGCGUGCUGGGCCGCGAGCGCUUUGUCACGGGCCGCCACUACUGGGAGGUGCACGUGGGCCGCCGCAGCCGCUGGUUCCUGGGCGCGUGCCUGGCCUCUGUGCCGCGCGCGGAGCCCGCGCGCCUGAGCCCGGCCGCCGGCUACUGGGUGAUGGGGCUGUGGAACGGCUGCGAGUACUUCGUGCUGGACCCGCAGCGCGUGGCGCUCACCCUGCGCGUGCCGCCCCGCCGCGUGGGCAUCUUCCUGGACUACGAGGCGGGAAAGCUGCCCUUCUUCAACGUGUCCGAUGGCUCCCACAUCUUCACCUUCAGCGACUCCUUCUCAGGGACUCUCUGCCUGUAUUUCAGGCCCCGAGCCCACGAUGGCAGCGAACACCCGGAUCCCCUGACUGUCUGCCACUUGCGGGUAGAGAACGACCAGGACACCUGGUUGCAGCCCUUUGAGCCCUUGGAUGCCGCUGUGCUCCUGUGGUGA
Castor canadensis (American beaver) is the source of this 1674-nucleotide messenger RNA. The record is from RefSeq and is a predicted model, not a curated record. Lineage: Eukaryota; Metazoa; Chordata; Mammalia; Rodentia; Castoridae.